AUGGUAUAUCAUUGCUACUACGUCCCUGCUACAUCACUGCUCCAUCUCUUUUAUAUCACUGCUCCAUCCCUGCAACAUCCCUGCUCUGUCCCUGCUUCAAAGCUGCUACGUCCCUGCUACAUCCCUGCUAUGUCCCUGCAACGUCCCUUCUAUGUCUCUGCUAAAUCCCUGCUGCAACACUUCUGCGUCCAUGCUCCAUGUUUGCUACGUCCCUGCUACAUCACCGUUAUAUCCCUUCUACAUUUCUUCUAUGUCUGUGCUACAUCCCUGCUCUGCCUGUGCUACAUCCCUGCUCUGUCUGUGCUACAUCCCUGCUCUGCCUGUGCUACAUCCCUGCUCUGUCUGUGCUACAUCCCUGCUCUGUCUGUGCUACAUCCCUGCUCUGUCUGUGCUACAUCCCUGCUCUGUCUGUGCUACAUCCCUGCUCUGUCUGUGCUACAUCCCUGCUCUGCUGUGCUACAUCCCUGCUCUGUCUGUGCUACAUCCCUGCUCUGUCUGUGCUACAUCCCUGCUCUGUCUGUGCUACAUCCCUGCUCUGUCUGUGCUACAUCCCUGCUCUGUCUGUGCUACAUCCCUGCUCUGUCUGUGCUACAUGCUGUCUGUGCUACUGUGCUACAUCCCUGCUCUGUCUGUGCUACAUCCCUGCUCUGUCUGUGCUACAUCCCUGCUCUGUCUGUGCUACAUCCCUGUGCUGUGCAUCCCUGCUCUGUCUGUGCUACAUCCCUGCUCUGUCUGUGCUACAUCCCUGCUCUGUCUGUGCUACAUCCCUGCUCUGUCUGUCUGUGCUACAUCCCUGCUCUGUCUGUGCUGUGCAUCCCUGCUCUGUCUGUGCUACAUCCCUGCUCUGUCUGUGCUACAUCCCUGCUCUGUCUGUGUGCUACAUCCCUGCUCUGUCUGUGCUACAUCCCUGUGUCCAUCCCUGCUCUGUCCCUGCUCUGCUAUCCAUCCUCUCUGUCUGUGCUACAUCCCUGCUCUGUCUGUGCUACAUCCCUGCUCUGUCUGUGCUACAUCCCUGCUCUGUCUGUGCUACAUCCCUGCUCUGUCUGUGCUACAUCCCUGCUCUGUCUGUCUCUGCUCUGUCUGUGCUACAUCCCUGCUCUGUCUGUGCUACAUCCCUGCUCUGUCUGUGCUACAUCCCUGCUCUGUCUGUGCUACAUCCCUGCUCUGUGCUACGUCCCUGCUCUGUCUGUGCUACAUCCCUGCUCAAGAGACCCGUGA
Messenger RNA from Haliotis rubra (blacklip abalone), 1218 nucleotides. Its product is annotated as putative protein CRIPAK. Lineage: Eukaryota; Metazoa; Mollusca; Gastropoda; Lepetellida; Haliotidae. The record is from RefSeq and is a predicted model, not a curated record. The transcript has a single exon. Bases 1 to 1218 code for a protein of 405 amino acids.